Molecule: messenger RNA, 1436 nt
Organism: Manis pentadactyla (Chinese pangolin)
Lineage: Eukaryota; Metazoa; Chordata; Mammalia; Pholidota; Manidae
Gene: ARHGEF39
Product: Rho guanine nucleotide exchange factor 39
Exons: 9
Coding region: 52-1059 (335 amino acids)
Biological process (GO): positive regulation of cell migration
Cellular component (GO): plasma membrane
Molecular function (GO): guanyl-nucleotide exchange factor activity
Source: RefSeq, a predicted model, not a curated record
AAUCUCAGGCGGGCUGUGGCCGGAAGUGUCCACCCGUCACGUCAGCCCGGCAUGGAGGGUCCGGGCUUCAGCGCACCGUGCCCGGUACAAUUGCAGCGUGCCCGAUGGGAGCGGAAACGCGUUUGCACGGCGCGAGAGUUGCUGGAGACCGAGCGGCGCUACCAAGAACAGCUGGGGCUUGUGGCCACGUACUUCGUGGGGAUCCUGAGAGCCAAGGGCACUCUGCGACCACCAGAGCGCCAGGCUCUGUUUGGGCCCUGGGAACUCAUUUAUGGUGCCAGUCAUUGGUUGCUUCCCUACCUCGAAGGAGGGCACUGGGGGCAGGGCCUGGAAGGCUUCUGCCCACACCUGGAGCUCUACAUCCAAUUUGCUGCCAAUGCAGAGAGGUCCCGAACCACCCUGCAGGAGCAACUAAAGAAAAACAAACGUUUCCGGAGGUUUGUGCGGCUUCAGGAAAGCCGCCCUGAGUUUGGGGGACUUCAGCUUCAGGAUCUGCUCCCUCUGCCUCUGCAGAGGCUCCAGCAGUAUGAGAAUCUUGUCGUUGCUUUGGCUGAAAACACAGGUCCCAACAGCCCUGACCACCAACAGCUCACACGGGCUGCCCGGCUGAUAAGUGAGACUGCCCAGAGAGUCCACACCAUUGGUCAGAAACACAAGAAUGAUCAGCACCUCCAGCGUGUCCAGGCUCUGCUCAGUGGACGCCAGGCAAAGGGGCUUACCUCAGGUCGCUGGUUCCUAUACCAGGGCUGGCUGUUGGUGGUGGCUCCCCAUGGGGUGCCUCGGCCACGAAUGUUCUUCCUCUUCUCUGAUGUGCUCCUCAUGACCAAACCUCGACCCCCACUGCACCUGUUGCAGAGUGGCACCUUUGCUUGCCAGGCCCUUUAUCCCAUGGCCCAGUGUGAACUCCACAGGGUCUUUGGCCACUCAGGAGGCCCUUGUGGUGGACUGCUCAGCCUGUCCUUUCCCCAUGAGAAGCUACUGCUUAUGUCCACAGACCAGGAGGAGUUUUUGCGUUGGUGCCACAAUCUGACUCUGGCCAUUAGCAGCCAGAAGAACUAGAGAAAUCUUACAAAUUCCAGAACCCAGGAUAAUUCAGGAAUAGGUCAGAGUCAAGGAGUACAAAGAAAUUUUCAAUACUAAACAAAACACAGAACCCUUCACAGUCUGAGAAGGGUCUUUUUGGGUUUGCCUGGGAUGAUGUCACACUGGGUCAUUUAAUCUUUUAAGAAUCAGGAAACCAAGUGGAACGUCUGCUGAACCAGCCCCUCCAACACGGAUGUGGGGAUUUGGGACUGAUAAGCUCGGUGCUGUGUCUAUGGCCAGUCCUUUACCAAGGCUGCAACUUCGUAAACAUGGAUAUUUUUAUGUUGUAUGUAGUUUCUAUAAUUUAUUUUCCCUCUGGACUUGAAUAAAGGUGUUUUUUUUUUGGAAAGGUC